AUGGCGACGGCGAUGGACACGACGGUGCCGAGGAGCGGGGUGGGGGAAGGCGGCGGCGGCGGUGGGCUGAAGAAGGGGCCGUGGACGCAGGCGGAGGACCGGGUGCUGCUCGACCACGUGCGGCGGCACGGCGAGGGCAACUGGAACGCGGUGCGCCGGGAGACCGGGCUGCAGCGCUGCGGCAAGAGCUGCCGGCUCCGGUGGGCCAACCACCUCCGCCCCAACCUCCGCAAGGGCCCCUUCUCCCCCGAGGAGGAGCGCCUCAUCCUCCGCCUCCACGGCCUCAUCGGCAACAAGUGGGCGCGCAUCUCAACACACCUGCCGGGGAGGACGGACAACGAGGUCAAGAACUUCUGGAACACGCGCCUCAAGCGCCGGCAGCGCGCCGGGCAGUCGCUCUACCCGCCGGACGUCGAGCGGGAGAUCGCCCUCAUGCGCGCCCAGAACAUCAACCCGUUCGCCGACGCGGACGGCAAUACUGCGGCGUCGCCGUUCUCGGACCCGUUCGCGCUGCCUCCCAGGCCGCCGUCGUCCACCAAACCGCCCUCUCACUCUCACUCCUCGCCGCUGAUCGACCAGCACCACCCGCUCCUCAACCAGAUGCAGGGGAUGCAGAUGCGCCACCACGCCGCACAGCACCAGCACCCGCAGCCGGCGUUCCACCACCACCACCAUCACCACCACGGCGGCAUGAGGGCUGCGGGGCUCCCGCCGUUGCCGGCCACGGCGGCCAGGCCGCGCGAGCUCCCUUCGAACCAAAUCGAGACGGCGAGCUGCAGCGGCGGCGGCGACGGCCUGCUCGAGGCGCUGCUGCUCGGCGUCGACGACCAUCAACUCCCCCGUCCCAACCAUGGCGUGUGCAGGGCCGGCUCCAUGCCCGAUCUCAUGUACGGCGGCGUCUCGAGCGCAAGCGACAGCGACGAUACCUCGCAGUUCCCUCCCGGAGGCCAGGACGCGCACCAUGGCGGGAAAUGGGACUUCCUCAUCGAUGAUGUGAAGCCGCCAAUGAGGAGGGCGACGAGCGCAGCGGAGAACGAGACCUCCGGUAUGUUCGGCGUGGCCCAUGGGUCGAUAUCCGGGGAGUGGUUCGGCACCGGCGUUGGGUCGCCAGGGCCGUCCUCCGUCGUCACCACGGACGAUGAGUUCGGCCUCGAGAUGCAGCAGCUCAUGUCGUCGCUGCCACUGUCGGCCGACGAGCUUAACUGGAACGCUUAA
Molecule: messenger RNA, 1215 nt
Organism: Triticum turgidum subsp. durum (durum wheat)
Lineage: Eukaryota; Viridiplantae; Streptophyta; Magnoliopsida; Poales; Poaceae
Source: the annotation of a GenBank genome assembly